ACCAAGUCAGGUUUGUGUUCAUCACUGCGCAUACAAACAGUAUGGCUGAAUCCGACGCGAAAGCGUCGCAAGCCCCCAAUCCAUCGCAGAAUGCCGCGAAGCCGCCAAAGCCUCCGAACCCUGUGUGGAGGAUGAUGGGUUUGCCCAACUUCCGCUGGAAGCUUCCCUCGCGGAAUUGGAUGAUUUUCCUCUCCAUCACUGGCUCGUGGACGGCCGCUGUUGUUUACGACCGUCGUGAGAAGAAGCGCAUACAGCAGAAAUGGACGAAGAUGGUCGAACACAUCGCGAAAGAAUCGGUGAACGAGCGCCAGAUGCCGCGCAAGCUUACCAUAUAUCUCUCGGCUCCGCCGGCUGAUGGACUAGUAGCUGCGCGCGACCACUUCAAUGAGUACGUGAAGCCAAUACUGGUCGCGGCGGCACUGGACUGGGAUGCGGUAGAGGGAAGAAGAGAGGGCGAUGUCAGAGCAGGGCUGGCGGAGAGGAUACGCAGGCUGAGGUGGAAGAGAGGGGAGACCAUCAAGGAUGAGCCUGAGCUUGACACAAAGGACAUCGUGGAGGAUUUGAGGCUGAGGGCCGGUGUUCCAGAGUGGAAUGGGCCAGCGGGUGACAUAGUGAUUGGGAGACAUACCUGGAAAGAGUACAUUAGAGGGAUGCAUGAGGGAUGGCUCGGGCCACUAGAUCCCCCCGCUUCUGUGGACCUAUACGAACCCGCACCGCCUGCGCCUGAAGCUCCGCCAGCUAUCACAUCUGAAAAAGUCCAGGAACAGCCUACACCAAUGGCUCCAGCCGACGAUGCGUCCCCUAUCACUGUCCACGAAACACCAGCACCCUCUGAAGCCGAACCGCCUAAGGAAGAGACAAAGCCGAAGAAGAAGAAGCAGCCUCCGCCGUUCAUCACAACUGCCGAAUAUUCACAGGCACAGCUUCCUCCAACCUGCCCGCAAGCCCUUGGGCCUAGUGCGACUAUCGCACUUCCACACCUGCUCGGUUUCUUCAACUUUCCAAUACGCAUGUAUCGUUUUCUCAACCGACGGAAGGUUGCAGACGAUGCCGGGCGCGAAGUCGUUUCCGCCGUGCUUGCUUCCUACAGACCAUAUGACACCACUGCUUCCGAGCUAGCCAGCAGCGACGAAUACCAAGGCGCGCAAUGGGAACAACAGCGCUUGCUUACACAUGAAGAGCCUGAGUGGCACAAGACGGCGAAGGAAAGAAAAGAGGGCGAAGGAGAGAGGGUUUGGUUGGAUGAUAUGGUCAUUGAUCCGAGAAUCGGAGAGCGAAUGAGAAAGUUUCAGCUAAGUGCAGACGAAGAAGACAGGGCGAACAACAUACCCGUCGGAAAAGAAGGAGCUUCGUGGUUUACCGGGCUGUGGCCGAAGAGAGAGAAACAGCCAUGGGAGGGACUGGAAGAUGAAUCGAACUAAGUGGGAAUGACGCGAAGAGUGAACCGCGUUGUACAUUUAGGUUGAUGUGUUUGUAUAAG
Molecule: messenger RNA, 1480 nt
Organism: Paraphaeosphaeria sporulosa
Lineage: Eukaryota; Fungi; Ascomycota; Dothideomycetes; Pleosporales; Didymosphaeriaceae
Exons: 2
Coding region: 42-1421 (459 amino acids)
Biological process (GO): sphingosine biosynthetic process
Cellular component (GO): membrane; cytoplasm; intracellular membrane-bounded organelle
Source: RefSeq, a predicted model, not a curated record